CCGUGUCCAGGAGCCAACGGAGCAAAUUGCAUUGGAGGGAUGGCAUACUCUCUUUCCCGUCAGUCACAGUGACACUAGCCAGUUGCGGGUUUCUGUGUGUUCAUGUAUGCAGAACAGGGUAGAUAGCGCUUCCUCUGAGUGUUUUACAUGGCCCUGGGACACAUUAGCAGCUGUUGGAAAAAAUGUGGUUGUUUUUCUUCACAUGUCUCAGAGGAAGUCUCAACCUCUCUGCUUGUUAGUAGCACAUGUCUCAUGUCAUAUGUCUCAUGUCACAUGUCUCAUGUCUCCACAUGUUUCAACCUCCCUGCUUGUUAGUUGUUGUAUGAGAAGGGAGAGCUGGCUGGUGGGUGGGAAAUGGCAGGUGACCAAAUUAGGAACAGAAUGGAGGGGGAAAAAAAGCAAAAAUGUCAAUUUAAGUAGGGGAACAUGCCUAACCAGGGGUUACCCAUACUGCUUAAUCUCAUUGAAAAUUGAGAAAUUUAGCCCUUAUUCUAAGAAACAAAAUAUCAAAAAAAAAGAAAAAAGCCACGUGAUGCAAAUUAUUGGCACCCCAUAACAUAAGAGCACUGAGUUCUGUUAUAUCCUUAAGUGCUUGAUAAGACUGGCGAAUACAUCCAGCAUUAGCCAAAAAAAGAAUGCUGCCUCUAUAUAGAAUAGGGUUAAAAGUGUUGAUCAGUACAAUAGUCUGAGCACAGAAUAUCAUAAUGUCUGUAUACUGUGUAACUAAUUAUCAGGAUGUUUACUGCUUCAACGCUUUUGCACCAAGGGCUCAUUCAUGUGCGGACACAGAAUUAACGUAAUCUCAUCUUCUCAUUCUGUCAGUAAAAUGAUUUUGAAGAUAAAGAAACCUUUUUUUCAUUAGGCAUUUCCAAAACAGGGAAUUCCACAGAGUAAACAUUUUAGCUUUUUCCCAGACCCCUGAGCCAAGUAAUUUGAGAACACUGAAUGAGAGAGAACAAUAAUGUGGAGACUCUGGGGGUUCCUGAGGACUAGAUGAGGCAAUGCUACUCUAAAAUCAGGUGAUCCAUUAAAUAAGCGUUCCCAACACUCCUGAUACAGCUCGUCAAGGGACUGGUUAGUAGCUUAUUAGUUGUGUUUGGAUGUGAGAGUUGAGAACCCUUAAUGGUUCCCAAUCUAUGGCAACCAGCAGAUAGUCAUUUGAGUCACUGUCAUUGUAUUACAAAAAAAAUUUAAAACCCUAGGGUUAGUCCUAGCCUUUGCAGAAAUGAUUUUGUGAUAACAGAGAACAGAAGGUUAAAAGGUAAAAGAAGGCCCACAGAUGCUCAGCUCAGCUCUGUGACUUGAGCCAGCUAAUGUCCAUUCUACAACCACCAUUUACAGUGGAUAUAAAAGGUCUACACACCCCUGUUAAAAUGGCAGGUUUUUUUGGUGUAAAAAAAAUGAAACCAAGAUAAAUGUCAGAACUUUUUCAACCUUCAAUGUGAAAUUGCAACAUAUAAAAAUUAAGUGAAAAACAAUUAGAAAAACAUUUUAGGGUAAAAUGGGAAAAAUUGAAAAAGAAAAAAAAAGUUACAAUAACCUAGUUGCAUAAGUGUGCAUACGCUUUUAUAAUUGAGGAUGUGACUGUGUUCAGAAUGAACCAAUCACAUUCAAUCUCAUGUUCAAAAGUAAUUAUCAUACAGCUGUCAUGAAUAAAAUUAUUCUGAUUAACCUCAAAUAAACAUCAGCUGUUUCUGUAGAUUUUUCUUGAGAUCAACUUGUUGAAAGGUAUUGAUCAGGAGAGGGGUAUAAAGGAAUUUCCAAAACAUUAGCUGUAUCAUGGAACACCGUGAAGGUUAUCAUCAACAAAUAGAGAAAAUGGAGCAUCACAGUGACAUCACCAAGAACAGGAAGUCCCUCCAGAAUUUAUAAAAGUACAAGACAAAAACGUAUCAGGGAGGCUGCCAAGAGACCUAUGGGAACAUUAACUGAGCUGCAGGACUAUCUGACAAGUACUGAUUACUUUCUCAUGUGACAACAAUCUCUCGUAUUCUUCACAUGUCUGGGCUAUGGGGUAGGGUGGAUAGACUGAAGCUCUUAACUAAAAGCUUAACUAAAUCACUCCAAGCUUAACUAAAUCACUCCAAACCAUGUGGCAAAAUGUGUUAUGGUCUGAUGAGACUAAUUCCAAAAGGUAUAAUAAUUCCAUAAUUACAAAAGGUAUGUUUGGUGCAAAAAAAGCACAUCAACAAAAGAACACCAUACCCACGGUAAAGCAUGGUGGUGGCAGCAUCAUGCUUUAGGGCUGCUUUUCUUCAGCCAGAACUGUGGGAAUCAUGAAUAGCUACAAAUACCAGCCAAUUUUAGUGCAAAACGUUCAGGUGUCUGCUAGGAAGCUGAAGAUGAAAAGGAAUUUCACUUUUCACUAUGACAAUGACCCAAAGCAUACAUCUAAAUCAAGAAAGGAAUGGCUUAACCAAAAGAAGAUCAAUGUUUCUGAAUGGCCUAGCCAGAGCCCAGACCUGAAUCCAACUAAAAAUCUGUGAGGUGACCUGAAGCGGGCUGUGCAAAGGAGAUGCCCUUACAAUCUGAUGGAUCUAGAAUGUUUUUGCAAGAAAGAGUGGGAAAAUGUUACCAAGUUAAGAUGUGCCACGCUGAUAGACUCUUAGCCAAAAAGACUGAGUGGUGUAAUAAAAUCGAAAGGUGCUUCAACAAUGUAUUAGUUUAGGGGUGUGCACACUUAUGCAACUAGGUUAUUAGUUAACUAGGUUAGGUUAGGUUAAUUAACUAGGUUGUAAGUGCUUCACUUAAUUUUUAUACGUUGUAAUUUCACAUUGAGAGUGGAAAAAGUUCUGACAUGAUUUACCUUAGUUUCAUUUUUUUUUACAUCACAAAAACCUGACAUUUUAACAAGGGUGUGUAGACUUUUUAUAUCUACUGUAUGUCAAAAGCCCCAUACAGUAUUUAGACAUAAUUCAUACAGUGAUACAUAUGCAAUGUCAGAUUAUAGCUGGCAUACUGAUGUGAAAGCAUGCAGUUUCUUGCUUGGCUCCUGAGAAGUUACCCCAAACCUUAUUUAUAAAAGGAUUAAACUCUUUUAGGGGAGUUAACUGGAGUGCACACACUUGUCAAAGUGUGAAAACUGCCACUAUAACAGUUUGACCAUAUUUAGUGCUGCUGAAAAGCUGUAAAGUCUGAGCUAGUGUGGAACAUACAUCACAGGCCAGUGUUAUUGUGUCAUAAAACAUACGAGCCAAUCAUGUUCCCCUUAUGCAAAUGCCAGCCAUAGAAAAUCAUGUAAUGGGAUCAUGUAGGGUUUGUUGUGUUUUCAGUGUUAUAGUGUUUAAUUUAACUGUUUAAUGAGACCUUUAGGUCAAACCAUUUGUUUGAUGUAGGAAAAGAACUAGUUUAAGUAAAGCGUGCCAAUAAAACACAAGGUGUAUUUCACCACAUGAUGGCGCCACUCACCCACUCACAAGUGAUUCUUGUGUUUCUGUUUUUGUUUUUUGGCCAAGAUUUAAAAAGAAAAAAAAUAUGUUUGAAGGAUGUGUGACUGAUUUGUUGUUUGCAACAUCAGCCUGUUAGUCACAGAGUGGUAGUGAAUUUCACGGUGGGACGAUAGAAAUAUAUCCAGAUACCAGAGUCAUCAUUUGGUUUUAUUUUAGUCUCACUGGGGCUUGAAUUAAACUGUCCUGGGUUUGUAGCUAGCCUACAACUUAGCAAAGUAGCCCUACACUUUCAGAAUAGUACGUUUGGUGAAGCCGGAAAACGGUUAUUCCAGCACUUUCUGUCUCUUUAAAAAAAAUAAAAUCCUGCCUGGAGUCAGAAUUCUGUUUUUACUAAUCAGAAACGACAUAGAAAUAUCACUUUUACCUCAGAGAAAGAGGUCAAAUGUGCAGUUUCUGUAGCUUACAGGCAGCUACACCUACUGUACUGUCUUCAUGCAUCACCACUCAUGUUGCCAGAUUGGCUUUGGUUUACAUUAAUGAUGUUAUAAUCAAUUGACAACUGGAAUUAAAAGAAUAACUUUAGAUACAGUAUAUCUACGUAGAUUUAUACAUUAGUAUACACUUGUUACCGUUCAGUUUGGAGCUCAUGUCAGUGUGGCAGAGUGUUUAAAGCGAGACUGGGUUACAAAGCCAUCGAAACCAAUCUGGCAACCCUGAUUAUAAUAGCGCCGGCGGCAGUCCCCAAGACUCAGUGAGAGAACAGAAAUGGAGCAGCACUAAUUAGAUGAAGGUACAGGGACUAGUGAAAAUGGUGAACACGUGAGAAAAAGCAGCAGAUUCCAGGAUGAUUCCAGUUAAUGAAUUCCGGAACAUUUCCUCGGAACAAAAUCCGCGGUUCCGAGUUCUAAAGCCAUGGUGGGAUGUCUUCUCGGAGUACCUGUGCAUAGCCAUGCUAAUGAUCGGUGUCUUUGGAUGUACCAUGCAGCUGACACAGGAAAAGAUCUCCUGUCUCCCUGAUCGCAUCACUGGAGACUCAGAUGAAAGGAUGGACUGUAGCUACCUCCAAAAACCCAGAGAGAAUGAGAGUCUGUGGGAGCAUGCCAUCACCAAGAACAUCGCCCCAAACAUUGUAGAGGUGUUCGGCCGAAAGAACAACCUGGACAUUCACCAGUACAUCUUCAUAAACAGUUUCUGCUACGAAAGGGCAGUGCACUGGUAUGGCAAGUACUUCCCCUACCUUGUGGUCAUCCACACCAUGAUCUUUAUGGUAGCAAGCAGUUUCUGGUUCAAAUUCCCUGGGACAUCGUCCAAGAUUGAGCUGUUUGUGUCGAUCCUGGGGAAGUGCUUUGACUCCCCCUGGACCACUCGAGCAAUUAGUGAGGUAUCUGAGGAGAGAGAAGACAUGGUCACAUGGAAGAAAAACAACACAGCAAAAGCAUCGGCAGUCGAAAGCCCUGAUGAGGAGGACAAAUCUGCUGCCUUUAUUCGUUCUACGUCCAUUGUGUCUGACCAGGAGAAGAAUGGGCUGGAGCCUGAGCAUGCUACAUCUGUCCUGGACAAAAAGGAAGGUGAGCAGGCCAAGGCUCUGUUCGAGAAGGUGAGAAAAUUUCAGACUCAUGUAGAAGAGGCAGACCUCCUCUACCUCAUGUAUGUUCUCCAGACCUCAAUCAAGGUGCUAAAAUUUGCCAUCAUCACUAUUUAUAGUGUUUUGCUUGUACCAAAUAUUGAGAUUGUGGUGACCUGCAGAGUCCCGCCUGACCUGACUGGUUUUGGUUUGUUCUGCUGUAAUAACAACAAAGCACACCUCUUCUCGAAAUUAGCCUACUGUUACAUUGGAUUUGUUGGUGUGUAUGGACUACUAUGUAUCUAUUCUCUCUACUGGCUCUUCCAUCGGCCACUGAAAGCAUACUCCUUCGAGCAUGUACGUCUGGAGACAGGAAUCAACGACAUCCCUGACGUUAAAAAUGACUUUGCAUUCCUCUUGCACCUCAGUGAUCAGUACGACCCUCUCUACUCUAAACGCUUUGCUGUAUUUCUCUCUGAAGUGAGUGAGAGCAGGUUGAGUCAGGUGAACCUCAAUCAUGAGUGGCCCAUCAAGAAACUCCGCACACGUCUCUCAAGGAAUGCCAGUGACCGCUUAGAACUGCACUUGUUCAUGUUGCCAGGCUUACCCAGCACUGUGUUCGAUGUGCCAGAAGUGGAAUCUCUGAAGCUGGAACAGAUCAAUAAUGUGAUUAUUCCUGGUACAGUGACCCAACUUGCAGCUUUACAGGAAAUGUCCCUCAUUCACUGUCCUGCCAGACUUCAGCUAGAAGCCCUCACCUACCUACGAGAGAACCUGAAAGUCCUCCGCCUCACCUUUGGCAACCUGGAGCAGGUCCCCUUGUGGAUGUACACUUUAACAAAUUUGGAAGAGCUCCACCUGAGUGGGCCACUCACCAAUGAGCUCCAUCGUGGCGCCACUUUAGACACCUUGCGGGAGCUCAAGAACCUUCGUGUACUGACCUUGCGUGGUAAACUCGCCAAGAUCCCUUCCAGUGUGGCGGAUUUAGGUGGCCAGCUGCUAAGAUUAUGCGUGCACAACGAGGGCAGCAGGCUGCAUGCCUUCAGCAGUCUGAAGAAGCUGGCAAACUUGGCCACACUGGUGUUGAUUGGCUGCGAACUGGAGCGCCUCCCCAGUGCUAUCUUCAGCCUCACUAAUCUGCAACAGCUGGAUCUGAAAGAGAACAGGCUUACCACUGUGGAGGAGAUCCUUAGCCUGCAGCACUGCCGCCGACUGAGCACGCUCAGACUAUGGCACAACUCCAUCCGCUACAUCCCUGAGCACAUCAACAAACUGCGCUCACUUGAGACACUCGACCUGAGCUGGAACAAGAUUCAUAGGCUGUCGCUUCAUCUUUGCUACUGCACCAAGCUUCGGCACCUGGAUCUUUCCCACAAUCAACUCACCUCACUGCCCCCUGAGAUUGGUAUCCUGCAGAGUCUAUGGCACCUUUCUGCAGCUUACAACUCACUGGAAGUGCUCCCAGAGGAGCUGUUCUCCUGUAAGAGGCUGAGGACUCUUGAGCUGGGGAAUAACAGAAUUGCUUUUUUGUCUCCGAGGGUUGGGAACCUGGCUCACUUGGUGUGUCUGGAACUAAAGUUUAACAGGCUUGAGUCUUUGCCUGUUGAGAUAGGUGACUGCAACCUACUGAAGUUGACUGGGCUCAUCGUAGAGGAGAGUCUGAUUGAUAUGUUGCCUUCUUACGUAAAAGACAGAAUAAAGGAGAGGUGAUUUAAAGAUAGACUUACCUUUGAUGAGUUGAAUUGGGAAAAACCAGAGCAUAUUCAGUACAAAGAAAGAUACACCACUGGUUCUAGAAUACUUUGUAGGCUGAGUAAGUUGAAACAUGUCAUAUAACUUGGGCCUGACUAAUUUAUUUUUAUUUAUUUACAUCUUUGUGUAGGAAAACAAACAGUACAUGUCAAAUAAAUCUUAGUCACCCCUGACACGGACACAUACUUUAUACUGCAUUUCAGAUGAGUAGAUAGAAUUAGUGAAUAUUAUUUAUUUUAAUUGCUCCACUGAAGUGCCUUUGAAAAAGUUUGUACCUUUCUUGAAAUAAAAUGUUUUUAUACACUUUA
Molecule: messenger RNA, 7013 nt
Organism: Pangasianodon hypophthalmus (striped catfish)
Lineage: Eukaryota; Metazoa; Chordata; Actinopteri; Siluriformes; Pangasiidae
Product: volume-regulated anion channel subunit LRRC8E
Exons: 3
Coding region: 4234-6663 (809 amino acids)
Molecular function (GO): protein binding
Source: RefSeq, a predicted model, not a curated record